Tupaia belangeri chinensis (Chinese tree shrew) is the source of this 877-nucleotide messenger RNA. It is a transcript of the gene PLA2G2A, whose product is annotated as phospholipase A2 group IIA. The coding region runs from base 119 to 553 and encodes 144 amino acids. Lineage: Eukaryota; Metazoa; Chordata; Mammalia; Scandentia; Tupaiidae. The record is from RefSeq and is a predicted model, not a curated record. The transcript has 5 exons. Gene Ontology annotation, biological process: arachidonate secretion; negative regulation of T cell proliferation; phospholipid metabolic process. Gene Ontology annotation, molecular function: phospholipid binding; calcium ion binding.
GGCCCAUCAACCCCCAACUUCCCAGAGGGAGCAGCUAUUUAGGGGAACUGGAGUCCAGAGCAAACAAGACUGUGGCUUGGAACCAUCCACUACAGCGUCCUCUGAGAGCCCUCUCGACAUGAAGACCCUCCUGCUGCUGGCGGUGAUCAUGGCCUUUGGCUUGCUGCAGGUCCACGGGGACUUGACAAACUUCUGGAACAUGAUCCGGUUGAAGACAGGAAAGGAAGCUGCGAGCAGUUAUGGCUUCUAUGGUUGUCACUGCGGCGCGGGUGGCAAAGGAACCCCCAAAGACGCAACUGAUCGGUGCUGUGCUGCCCAUGACUGCUGCUACAAGCGUCUGGUGAAACGCGGAUGUGGCACCAAGUUUCUGAGCUACAAGUUUAGCUACAGCAAGGGCGCGAUCAAAUGCGCAAAGCAAGGCUCCUGUAAGACCCAGCUGUGUGAAUGUGAUAAAGCCGCCGCCUACUGUUUUGCUAAAAACAAGAAGAGCUAUAGUCUCAAGUACCGGUACUUCCCCAACAAGCUGUGCAGAGGGAGCACCCCCCGGUGCUGACAGCCCUCUCUUCCCUGGAGCCCUGCCUCCCGAUGCCAGGCAGCUUUUCUACACCCCCUACCCUAGUCAAGUUCCUGGAGAUGAACCACACCCUCCGCCAGCCUAGUCUAGGCAAGAGCCCUUCUCUCCCUCCCCAGAGUGAGACGCCCAAAGCCGGGGCAUUUCUGACUGGCCUCUUUCCCCUGCGUCCUAGGGAAGGGGGUGAUCUUCCCCACUCCACUGGCAAGGGCAACGCCUCCCUCCUCCAAGGGCAACGUCCUUAUCAGUACCAGCUACACCCGGGGGUCUUUUCUAAAUAAAGCGACUGAUCAGUAAGCCACGCGA